Molecule: messenger RNA, 1019 nt
Organism: Quercus lobata
Lineage: Eukaryota; Viridiplantae; Streptophyta; Magnoliopsida; Fagales; Fagaceae
Product: ubiquitin-conjugating enzyme E2-17 kDa-like
Exons: 5
Coding region: 215-661 (148 amino acids)
Source: RefSeq, a predicted model, not a curated record
AUUUUUAUUUAUUUAUUUUUGGGAACCAAUAUAUAAAGCUAUCCAAAAGAAACAGCUUCACUUCUCUCCCUGAUUCCUCAUUCCGACACCGAUCGAAAAGGGUGGGGUUGAGGAAUCCAUUAAUCUUACGAUUUUCUUGUGGAUCGCCAUUUACCACCUCGCAGGUCUUUGGCCUGGUAAAUAUAUCUUCAAGCGAUUUACCCGGUGAACCAUCAUGGCGUCGAAGCGUAUCUCGAAGGAGCUUAAGGAUUUGCAGAAGGAUCCUCCAACUUCUUGCAGCGCAGGUCCUGUAGCUGAAGACAUGUUCCAUUGGCAAGCAACCAUUAUGGGACCCACUGAUAGCCCAUAUGCGGGAGGUGUUUUUCUAGUUACUAUUCAUUUCCCCCCUGAUUAUCCUUUCAAGCCCCCUAAGGUUGCAUUUAGGACCAAGGUCUUCCACCCAAACAUCAAUAGCAAUGGAAGCAUUUGUCUUGAUAUCCUUAAAGAACAGUGGAGCCCAGCUCUUACAAUUUCUAAGGUAUUGCUCUCUAUCUGCUCAUUGCUGACUGACCCAAAUCCUGAUGAUCCUCUUGUACCGGAGAUUGCCCACAUGUAUAAGACUGACCGGGCCAAGUAUGAAGCCACUGCACGCAGCUGGACACAGAAGUAUGCAAUGGGAUGAUGGUUAUUAAGACAACAAAUUUGGAUUUUGGUUUGAAGAACGUGUUUAGUCAUAUUUUCUUGUCUCACCUUGUUGUUUGUUAUGUAUCUUGGGGAUGUUGGGAAUCUAGAAAGAGGGUGGAAUUUAAGCAUGUUGGUCAGAACAAUGUUGUGAAAUUGUAUAACCAAAAGUGUAAACAGGUUAUGCACUCUUUGUCUGAAGCUGUUUGUUCUGGCAAUGUAGAAUAGUCAGUAUUGCAAACUGUUUUGAAGUUUGAAGUUUCAAGAAAAUGAAGGAAAUCAGUGUUGUUUUCAGACUCUCACCACUGGUUUCUUUAUUAAAUAAUUGAAAUAUGCAUGCUGGGUAAUUGGUUUGACAA